GCAGCCGCAGCGCCGUCAAGUCACGUCUCCUUAUCUCGCCGAAACCCCCCUGUGUCUCGUCAAUGGAUCACCGAUCAACCUGUCGGUGUAUCUGGCCUGUCGACUCCCCAUCUCAUGACUGCUCUAUGAAAUGUCAUCGCCCGAUCUUCUAAUCUUCCAAUCCUCCACACAUUCAAAACUCCCAAUCUUCAUGUUUCAUCAUCGCGGCCAUCCCUAUUCUAUUCUGUAGAACAGCAAUGCUCUUAUUUAAACUUCACCUUCACCUGUUAUCCUAAUCAUGCCCAACAUGGCCAUUCUAAGCAACCAUCAUGCCUAUCCACCGGUAGCCCGACUGCUCUGGGAGCCUCGACCUGUCUGCCAGGAGAAUCAUAAAAGUCAUGCCAGGGGUGGUGAGUCGAAUAUUUGAUCGAUGGUGCAAUGUUUUCCUAUUUUUCGGGGGUCGUUGUUGUUUCUCCCGUUCCCCCGUUCCCGCACCGCCACUUCGAUGAUUCAUUCCUUGUCCGAAGUCGGUUCCCUCACCAUAAUUGCCGACGCUGUGCCAAUUGAAUCAAGUCGGCACUGGAUAGAGUCGGUGUAUUUGCGCAGGGAAGGGAUUCCUACUUUCUAUAUACUUUGCUCGUUCAUUUUAUUUCAUCUGAUUUGAUUGAGAGCCUCCCUUGGCUGACGGUUCUUCUUGCAAUGGACACAGUGGACUCGGGGAGCGUCUCGGAGGUCGAGGAUCAAUCCAAGACUUGGGGCUCCGAUGCUCGUACUCUGGUUCCUCCGGGAGCUGAUGAUGCGAGUAGUUCUCAUCCGCAUAGUGAUUGCGGUAUUGGACACCGCGUGUUGGCCAGCCGCUCAGUUCUGGCUCUGGUCAUUGACGAGGAGUGUGUGUUUGCGGGUUUGCAAGGCGGAGAUAUUGUGGCCUGGUCUUUGGACACCUAUGAACUGAUUCUCUCGGUGCAUGCCCACGAAGAGAGUGUCCUGGGUCUUUACCUUUCUGAUGACGGAAAUCUUCUUUUCUCCAGUGGUGGUGACUCGGUAGUCAAUGUAUGGUCUACGAGAACUUUUGAGCGUCUUUACUCUAUCUACUCCCACCAUGACGUGGGCGACAUCUUCUCCGUCGUCUAUUCUUCAAGCAACCAGACCCUUUACUGCGGUGCUCAGAACACCAGCAUCCAAUGGUGCAACUUGUCAGAAGAAGGCUCGCUGAACCAAACUUCCGCUGCUCAUCCCUCCAAGCGCACUCAUCGCUUCUUUGACUCUCGUGGACCAGAUGGGACCCGGGCUCCCCGUCCCUCAGAUGGUGCUAAUGCCGUUUCAGAAGGUGGUCGCGUGCUCACCUUUAAGCGGGAUCACCACAAGCGCUUCGCUCACCAUGGCUACGUUUAUUCUAUGCUUCUAGUCAAGGGCUUGAUUGAAUCAGCACCUUCCGAGGAAGCUCUGCUAACCGGUGCCGGAGACGGUGUCGUCAAGUUGUGGCGUCUAGGUCAGGAGCCUGGUGCCGCGCCGACACAGAUUGCCAAAUUGCAGAAUGGUGACCCGGUGCUUUCGAUCGCCGUGGAGGGAUCACUGCUCUACUGUGGUCUUGCGGGUGGUGCUCUCAAUAUUUGGAAUCUGGAUUCCCAGCAGCUUGUGAAGCGGAUUGCCCGGCAUACUGGCGAUCUGUGGGCGGUGCACGUUAUCCAAGGCGUUGCUAUUUGUGGUGACUCGACUGGAACAGUCAAGAAAUUCAACUCUCGGUUUGAAGAAGUUGGUGGCUGGACCGCCCACGAGGGUACCAUGCUUGCUUCCGCGGUUGGCCGGGUCAAGGAUCGUCAGAUCUAUGCCACUGGUGGAAACGACAAUAGCGUCGGCAUUUGGGACUUGACCGAAUUCUUCCUUGCCCAGGAAGAGCUGCCACCUAUUAGCAAUGAUGAAAUGGUGAAUAGUCUUGCCAAGUUCGUGUCUUUCAAGACCAUCUCUGCCAGCCCGAAAUUCACUGGAGAAUGUAAUCAGGGUGCUGCAUUCCUCCGUCGGCACUGCAACUAUCUCGGUGCCAAGACAAAGUUGUUGACUACUGGCGAGGACACUAACCCCAUCGUCUUUGCUCGAUUCAACGCGACCUCUACCGAAAAGGUUGACAAGACGAUUCUCUUCUAUGGGCAUUACGAUGUGGUGGGAGCAGACACUAACCGUCCAAAAUGGAAGUCUGACCCUUACCAACUGACUUCGAUCAAUGGUUUCCUCUACGGUCGUGGUGUGUCGGAUAACAAGGGCCCUAUUUUAGCAUCCCUGUAUGCUGCAGCCGAGCUUGCCCGCACCAAGUCUCUCCGUUGCAACGUAGUCUUCCUCAUCGAAGGUGAAGAAGAGUCUGGCUCGCAGGGUUUCCACGAAGCCGUGCGCGAACACAAGGCCCAGAUCGGCCCCGUGGACUGGAUCCUGCUGGCCAACAGUUACUGGCUGGAUGACUACAAUCCUUGCCUGACCUACGGACUACGCGGCGUGGUCCAUGCCAACCUAGUCGUGACAAGUGAUCAUCCCGAUCUUCACAGCGGUAUCGACGGCAGUGCCUUGCUCGACGAGCCCGUCAAAGAUCUUUCCAUCCUCGUGUCGACUCUCGUCGGACGCAAGGGCAAGAUCAACCUUCCUGGCUUCCACGACCCCGUUCGACCCUUGACCGAGGCCGAGCAGAAACGCUUCGAAGCUAUUGCCGAUGUCCUGCUCCCGCAGCAUCCCGAGAUUCCGGACAGCCAAGCUUUGAUCAAAUCGCUCAUGUACCGUUGGCGCGAGCCAUCCUUGACGGUGCACUCGAUGGAAGUCCCCGGUAGCAAGAGUGGCACCACGACCAUCGCCCGCCGAGCCAAAGCAAGCCUGUCCAUUCGCAUCGUGCCCGACCAACAAGCGGACGAGGUCGCCGCGAACCUGACAGCCUUUGCGCAAGAGCAAUUCGAUCUUCUCGACUCCCAAAACGAACUUACUGUUGAGAUCACCGGCAAGUCCGAUGCCUGGCUGGGCGACCCAGAUAACGAGAUCUUUGCCACCCUUUCCGAAGCCAUUACCGCCGCUUGGACACCAGACCAAAAGACCUCGAAAUAUCAAUACCCCGUCCCGAAACUCGCCCCCGGCCGCGCAACUCCAACCCCCAAGCCCGCCGGCCCAGCCAGCCAGCUUCUCCGGAAGGAUUCCUCCGACAGCCUCGCCUCGCAUGUCGACCGCGUAAUCACAUCGACUACAACCUCCUCCGGCAGAGCCGCCGCGCGCAAGCGCUCGACGCAAGGCACGGCCCCAGUCCCAACAUCCAACACGCUGGCCAAAUCCGCCUCUACUCCCUCCAUAGAAACCACCUCACUUCCCAUCCGAUCCAAGGCAGACUCAGAGACAGAGUCAGACUCGUCUUCGCCCUCAGCUUCAGCCCCUAGACAAGAAACCCUCGCUCCAUCGGCCUCCGCUACCACCACUGUGAAACCUAUCUUCAUCCGUGAAGGCGGCUCGAUUCCAACCAUCCGGUUCCUGGAGAAAGAAUUCUCAGCACCGGCAGCGAACUUGCCCUGUGGACAGGCAAGUGACAACGCGCAUUUGGACAAUGAGCGUAUGCGGGUGGAGAAUCUGUAUAAGAGUCGGGAGAUUUUCCGAUAUGUCUUUACGCACUUGGUUGAUAAGACGUGAUGUGAUAGAAGCUGAGAAGGGGUUUAACAGAUUGGAAGAAAGGAGUUCCCCCCUUUAGGCAUUUACGUGGUGCUUGGGUAUGGGUCAUGCUUUGAGUUUUCUUGGAUUGUGCUGGACUGUGCUGGACU
This is a messenger RNA of Penicillium brasilianum, 3755 nucleotides long. The record is from the annotation of a GenBank genome assembly. Lineage: Eukaryota; Fungi; Ascomycota; Eurotiomycetes; Eurotiales; Aspergillaceae.